CGGCGGGUCUGUCCGUUGGACGUCUGGACGGACAUAGACUCAGACCAGGGGCCAACGUUAAUUCAUCCUCCGCUCUUAGAAUCGGACUUUCAUUAAUAAUUUAAUAAAUCAUGACGCUUAAAGGGGCUGUGUUGGGUGAGCCUCGGGUCCAACUUUGGUGAUUUAACCAUGGUAACUAAAAGGAAGAGGGCUUCGGCGACCACAUAAAGUCAGUUGACAAACUGUGGCGGACGUUAACGGAAGAAUGGACGGAGUGAAAACUGGCCCUCAACAGGACUGAACCUCCCGCCCGGGUCUCCUCGGGCUCCAUGUCACCCUCCUCUCCGUGCCAGAUGCCCCAGCGGGGCGAUGGCUGCUACAAGCCGGCACCGGUGUCCCCUGCUCCGCCUGUGCCCCCGCGGAGGGUCCGGAGCCGGGACAGAGGCUCGGGCAGGACGCGGCGAUCCGCGGCAGGGUCAACGGGAGCCGGAGCAGCGGAGAAGCGGGUGAAGUGCGUCCUGGUCGGGGACGGGGCUGUGGGGAAAACCAGCCUGGUGGUCAGCUACACCACCAACGGCUAUCCAACCGAGUACGUCCCGACUGCGUUUGACAACUUCUCAGCGGUGGUAUCAGUGGACGGGCAGCCAGUUAAACUACAACUCUGUGACACAGCUGGACAGGAUGAGUUCGACAAGCUGCGCCCUCUGUGUUACACCAGUGCAGAUGUUUUCCUGCUGUGCUUCAGCGUCGUCAGCCCCGCCUCAUUUCAGAAUGUUCCUGAGAAGUGGGUACCAGAGAUUCGGAAACACGCCCCCUUUGCACCGCUGGUUCUUGUCGGGACGCAGUGUGACCUCAGAGAGGAUGUCAAGGUCCUCAUUGAUCUGGCGAAGUACCGUGAAAGACCUGUGGACCCAGUGGAUGCCCAGGACUGUGCGAUGGAGAUUGGAGCUGUGGCCUACUUAGAGUGCUCUUCACUGACCCAAAAAAAUCUCAAGGAAGUGUUUGACACAGCCAUAUUGGCCAGCCUGCAGAACUACAGCUCCCAUAAGCACCAAAGGGGGAAAAAGAAACGCAGAAAAAAGCAAAGACAGACACCGGACAAGAUGAAAAGCCUGUCAAAGUCGUGGUGGAGAAGGUACUGCUGUGUGGCCUAGAGGAGACUUUAUUCUUGUCUGAUUCAGCUGCGUUUUAGUUGACAAGCACAGAAAGGUGGUUUUCUCUUUAAAAGGAGAAGGAUACAGGACCUCUCCUGGACUGCGGCUGGGAAGUGUCACAGAUGUAAAAUAUUUUGUUUUUAGCCCUCAUUGUGGAUGAGAUUUACUACUGAGCCUCCCUGCAGGAGAAGGUGGUGCUGUGUCUCCUGGAAUUAAACUGGCAUGAACCAGUUCUAUUGUGGGACUAGCAGAAGAUGUGAUAAUAUUGUUCAGGAUUAGACUGGUACAGAUUUGAACAGGAACUUGGAACUGUGUUUUCUCUGGAGUUAGAUCCAACCUAUAAUGGAUUUAUGCAGCCUGGUUACGUACCCUGGAGGGGAACUGGACUGUCUUCAGAAUAUAAUUGUUAUUAUUGGUGGCUUAAAAACUGUGCGUCCAAUUCCUUGUCCUUUUUUUUUUAACUUGCUUCUAAAUUUAGUCUGGUUUCAGAUGCCCAUGAUUAGAAAGAACUGUUGACUGAAAUAGACCAGACCAGACCAAACGCUGUCAUUUUGGAGUUUCUGACCCAGACAAUGAUCAGUGGAUAUAAUUAUAGUCAGAACAAGUCCAACCCUCAGUUAAUUUUAGAGCUGCUUUUUAUAACUGGGGCCAUUGUUAUUCAUAAUGAAAAAAAAAAAACACUUUAUUAAGCUGUUAAGUGUUUCCUGGUCACACAUAUGUUUUGUCUAUAACCUGGAUCAGGGUUUCCCCUUUUAUUGUAGUGCUGAUCUGGACAAUUAUGCUUUUAGGUCUGGCAUGAAAUUGAGCGUAGUUUUCUGCAUGUCCUGACCGCAAAAGGUUUGGUGAGGCUUCAGCUUUGAUCAAAAGUGAGAUUUCAAAGAAUAAGGAGCCAGAUAAUGAAAAAAAAAUGUUAUAAAACAUGUCUGAAUAUCCGCUGCUCUCUAACAGCAAGCUGUGUCUUUAGUCAAGAAGAUACAACCUGGAUCCAGGACUCAGUGACCCACUUUGGGUUUCCACUGGUAGCUGUGGUAUUUUAUCAUCUUCAUCUAGCCCCCAUUAUUACUGAAAGACUGAACAAUCUGUGAAAAUAGAGUGGUACCAGUGUGGUGUGGUUAAAUAUAAAUCUCUGCACUGUGCUGGUGACUGGUGCUUGACCUUAAUCGGGCAGGAGGACAUUUUGUAAUUCAUGAUCGCAUUGUUCCACAAACGAGAACGUUGCUCAGUGCGGUACUCAAGUGGCUCUUUUCACAUGGAAAUGAAGAAUUCAGUUUAAAACCGAGACAUUCGAAUCUAAAUCAUCUACAGGCACAAGCUGCAAGGCAGGCAAAUAACAGCAGAUUGAUGUUAGAUAUUUGUUCUGCUUGAUGUGGGUUUGAUUUAUCUUUGCAGACACUUAAACAACCUUAACUAUGAGCACGUAAUGUAAUUAAACCAACCCAGUGCUCUUUGCAUGUGUUUGUUUCUGUAGGUUUGCAAAAAAGAAAAAAAUGAAGAUGACUUCAUCUUUUCUCUUCAAUGCAAUUAGGACUGUGAAGUUUGAAUUUUGUACUAGCAAUGUUAACCAUUAUCCGCUUUUCUGCCCUCACUGUUAUAGCCAACCCUGUGUUUACUGUUUUCUGUGAUAGUGCCUGCAGGCUGUCCUCUCUCAAAUAGAUGUAGCUUUAUGUGUUGUAAAGCAGCAAUAAAAACAAAAGUGAAGAUGGAAAACAUGUGGCUGUCACACACUCAGCUGCCACACCUUCCUUCGUACACCAUAGUUACUAAACCGAGAGCACAGACCAGCAGGAUCUGUUUUAUUUUUCUUCAGUGUCUCCGUCUAAAAAGGCUCAUUGUAUUAGAGUCACUGCAGCAGACAGGAAAGGGCGCAAUGUUUGUUAUGCCAUUUUGUAGCAUAAAACACAAUUAUUCAUAGAGAUCAGACAUGAACACUGAGAACACUGUCACAGCUGGAUUUUAAAAUUUGGAAGUUUUAGCUCACUUCCUAGUUAAAUGUCAGAAUUUAUUGGAAAAAAGAUAAAACUAUGAAGUUAAAACUGCUAUAUUAUGAAGAACAGAUUUAUUAUUUUACUGAUGUAUUUCAGCUUGUGCCCUUCAUGAAAAAUAUUACAGACAAGAUUCUAAACAGCAUAGAGUAAAGAGUAGAGUAGAGUAAAAAUAUAUACAAGAGCCAGCAUACAUAUCCACCAAUGAGGCACCAAAAAGGAUGGCCUGGGCAAAUGGUUUAAAGCUCAGGGUCUUAAAAUUGUUUAAAAGAUUUGAUUUAAUGACAUAUUUUGUUCCUUGUAUUGUUAGUGACAGUAAUAAUUGAGGCUAUGGAUGUGUGAAGUUACAAUGACAUCAGGGCCAUGUAAGAUGUAACUGACAGGUAUUCUGGCUUUUAAGUGUGGUGUGAAAACCUUGUACAGUUCUCAGAAAUAAGCAUUUUCCCCCAAAGAACUACACCUCAUCACAUUUUCUAAUCUGUGGCUGCUGGGUUCUAGCCUCAGCCUGUGGGCUUACAGGAUCUGACGUCAUUAUUUGAAACUGGCCAUGUUUAAUAUGAGCAUCCAUAAGUGUAACAGUAGAUGUAUAACAGAAAAUAAGGAAAAGUAAAACAGAUCAGCUUUAGAAAGGGUUUUACUGGAGCUGCUUGGUAGCUUUCUAUUGAAGAUGUUACAGUGGUGACUGAAUGGUUUCACUGUUUCACGGUGUUUUAGGCUUGAUAGCAAACGCAUUGUUUCUUGCAGGGGAAAAGGCAUAAUAGGUUACUUGUCUUGCUGUUUGUGUGCAGUCUUGGCUGAUGGUGCAGUAAAGUAGGCUAAAGGUCAUGCAGAGUCUUUAUCAUAGCUUGUGUUUCCCUUCAUCAGCUUUUACCUAGUUUAACAUUUCUGGAAAGCAGGAUGUUUGCUCACUGCAGUCUUUCAGUAAAUAUUAUUAUUUUUUAAUUUAUACCUACUGAAAUACAUUAAAUCAACAUAUUCUUACAUAGGUCUGAGUUGGAUUUCAGGGUAAAUCGUCCUUGAUGGUUUUUCCUCCUCAUACAUUAAAAUGUGACUCCAUAAAGCAUGCAAAUUUUGCCACUCUGUUCAUGACUGCCUGAUUAAUAGGAUAUUACAAUUCAAACUGCUGUCAUGUGAUCCAACUUUUAAUGUGUAAGACUAUGACUGUGCUACCAGAAAACAGCAUAGAUUAAGUUUACUCCUUUUAGCUGCCCCCCCCCCCCCGGCAUUCACCCUGCACUGUAUGAUGGAUGUAAGGCUUUGCAAUGUAGAACAGAUCGGUCUCUGGAAGUGAACAGUGUUUAAAGACAGUCAGAGAAGAUGUGUGCUGGUAUUCUUCUAAAGCUAAGACAGAAAUGUUCUGUGUUUGGAGCAGGUCCAAAGUCAGGAGUUUUAUUGGUGUUAUUGAGCUAUGAGUUUUCAGAGAUGUGGCUGACUUUAGCUAUUGCAGUAGAUUUGGUGCUGGAACUGGAUUCCAGAGUGACCUAAUUAUCCCUGUUGAGGACAUUUAUCAAUAAGUAACUUAUGUAGUGCUAUUGGAUAGCAAGUUAAAGUCAUCCAAUAGGAAAAUGUUUGAGUCAGAGUAGAACAAGAACUGAUCCUCUGUUUACUUUAGGUCUAAAUGUGCAACUUCAUGCACAUUUAGACCUAACUGGGCACUAAAUGCCCAUGUUGACCUAAUUCCUGAUUGCACAAGACUGCCCCACGUGGUUUUGUGAGUGUAAACAGAAGCAUUGCCAACAGAAGGUCUCAUUUUUGAGGUUCGAUUGUUUUACUGAGGUUGAUACCCCCUAGAGGACACCUGAGCUCACUCACAUGAGACACCAGCUGAAAGCGUUUCUUAGGAAACCAGUCCACUGAGCCUGUGUGAAGCGCCAGUGUUUUCAUUUUCUCUGCAUAUAAAAACACUGCUGCAAUUCUCUGUUUAACCGAGGGCUUUGGGUUGUGUUUGAUAUAUUUGUACAGACGUUUUAUACCCUGAGAAAUAAAGAAUAUUUGGUAUAAAAA
Messenger RNA from Oreochromis aureus, 5119 nucleotides. RefSeq names its product ras homolog family member Ua (gene rhoua). Gene Ontology annotation, molecular function: GTPase activity; GTP binding. Gene Ontology annotation, biological process: small GTPase-mediated signal transduction. The transcript is spliced from 4 exons. The record is from RefSeq and is a predicted model, not a curated record. The coding region runs from base 309 to 1133 and encodes 274 amino acids. NCBI's taxonomy places the organism in Eukaryota, Metazoa, Chordata, Actinopteri, Cichliformes, Cichlidae.